Messenger RNA from Lepisosteus oculatus (spotted gar), 1745 nucleotides. RefSeq names its product NAD-dependent protein deacetylase sirtuin-3. Lineage: Eukaryota; Metazoa; Chordata; Actinopteri; Semionotiformes; Lepisosteidae. The record is from RefSeq and is a predicted model, not a curated record. Gene Ontology annotation, cellular component: nucleus. Gene Ontology annotation, molecular function: NAD+ binding; histone deacetylase activity, NAD-dependent.
ACUUAGCGGAGCAAAUAGUAGUUUAGUUCAUGUUGUAUGAAUGGUGCCGCUUUAGAAUUGAUUUCUGUAAAAAAAAAAAAAGGAACUUCAUCACCAAUGAUGUCUACAAGAACAGUAACAGGCUCGAAGAUGAGCAGCAGCACGUGGAGCUCAGAAAGCAGCCCAGUUUCACAGCUGUGCUCCAGCAAGCCCACAAGGAAGUGUCCUGCAAACACAAGAGCGAAAGAACACAGAUCUGGGAUCGUGGCAGCAGCUUCGAAGACUUCAGAUGACAAGAGGAGAGCCCGUGAGGAUGAUCGGCAGAAUCACAAGAUGGAGCCAGCCAAGUCCUUAGAAACAGCCUUGGUCAGAAACCUGGGCCAGCUGACUUUUACUGAGAAGCAGAACAGGAGUGCAAGACCCCCGAGAGGUAGCGGAGUUUCGGCACCUAAACACUCUGCAGCUGCAAACCCCCGCAGAGCUCCCAGCCAGCUGAGAAACCUGGAGGACGUCGCUAGACUGAUACAGCAGAGACCUUGCAGGAAUAUCAUUGUGGUGGCCGGUGCUGGGAUCAGCACUGCAAGUGGCAUACCUGACUUCAGGACCCCAGAAUCCGGGCUGUAUGCGAAUUUACAGAAGUACAACAUCCCUUAUCCAGAAGCCAUUUUUGACAUUGACUACUUCACCUGUGAUCCUCAGCCUUUCUUCUCUCUGGCCAAAGAACUCUACCCUGGAUGCUACCGGCCCAACUAUGUCCACUACUUUGUGAGGAUGCUGCAUGAGAAAGGGUUGCUGCUGAGAAUGUACACCCAGAACAUCGAUGGCUUGGAGAGAAUUUCUGGGAUCCCAGAAGAGAAGCUUGUGGAGGCUCAUGGGACAUUCUCCUCUGCGUCCUGUCAUUUGUGCUACACAAAAUUCCCAGUGACCGAAGCAAAGAAACUGAUAUUGAGCAACAAGGUCCCAAGAUGCAAAAAUUGUCAAGGAACGGUAAAACCGGAUGUUGUGUUUUUUGGAGAAGAUCUGCCCAAAAAAUUCUUCUUGCACACCAAAGAUUUUCCCAAAGCUGAUUUACUUAUCAUAAUGGGAACAUCCCUACAGAUUGAACCUUUUGCCAGCAUUGUCAAUACUGUGAAGGCCACUGUACCUCGUCUCCUGCUGAAUCGAGAUCCAAUAGGUCCGUUUCAGAAGAUCCCAUUAAAGAGAACCGACUUCAUGGAGCUGGGAGACCUGGUGGACGGUGUAAAAAUGUUUGCUCGGCAUCUAGGAUGGCAUGAGGAGAUUGAAGACCUGAUCAGACGCCACGAAUGUGUGGUGACUAAUGGCCACCCGUCUGUGAGUAGCAGAGUGUCCCCCAAGGUGCCCCCUCAAGCUGUGCCCUCGGCACAGGUGAAGCCGAAGAGUGCCAACCCUGGAAAGGAGCGAACGAAGAGCACAUCCAGGCCGGCUGCUGUGCAGAGAAGGAAGAAAACGGCUCCGGAAGACAGUUCUUCCUCUGACUCGGACACUGAAAGCACUAGCAGCUCAGGCCUCAGUAAUUAAGCUGCAAGUUUCACAUUUUUAUACCCAAGUAGGUCACUGUCUGGCCUAGAGAGUGUUGAAAUUUUAUCAGAGUCUCUAUUUUUCUAUUCUUCUGAACAGUGAGCUACUGUCCUCACUGUCCUUUAUUGUUAAUUAUGACUUUUUCCUUUAUCAAGAUUAACAUUUUUCUUGUUUUGUUUUUUUGGUGCAAUGUCAUUAUCAUCUGCUUUUUUUAAAAAGUAACAUUA